Messenger RNA from Chelmon rostratus (copperband butterflyfish), 3117 nucleotides. Its product is annotated as ephrin type-A receptor 7-like. Gene Ontology annotation, biological process: cell surface receptor protein tyrosine kinase signaling pathway; protein phosphorylation; axon guidance. The transcript has 18 exons. Lineage: Eukaryota; Metazoa; Chordata; Actinopteri; Chaetodontiformes; Chaetodontidae. Bases 28 to 3117 code for a protein of 1029 amino acids. Gene Ontology annotation, cellular component: plasma membrane; neuron projection. The record is from RefSeq and is a predicted model, not a curated record. Gene Ontology annotation, molecular function: protein binding; transmembrane-ephrin receptor activity; ATP binding.
GAGCCCCGCGGAACUGGCCAGACAAACAUGGAUCUCCGUAAAACGCUGAUUUCGGUGCUUUGGAUAUUAUUGCUGAAGUUAGAAGACGAUUGUCACGCCGAGGAAGUGGUGCUGCUGAAUUCUAAAGAGACUCAGGCGGAGCUGGGCUGGACGUCAUACCCCCCCAAUGGAUGGGAGGAGAUAAGCGGCGUGGAUGAGAAGUACAAGCCAAUCCGGACGUACCAGGUGUGCAACGUGAUGGAGCCCACGCAGCAGAACAACUGGCUGCAGACGGGCUGGGUGGCGCGCCGAGGUGGCCAGCGCAUUUUCGUGGAGCUCCAGUUCACGCUGCGCGACUGCAACAGCAUCCCCGGCGUGGCGGGCACCUGCAAGGAGACCUUCAACCUCCUCUACGUCGAGUCUGACAGGGACCUUGGAGGAGUGACCCGAGAGGACCGCUACACCAAGAUCGACACCAUCGCCGCCGACGAGAGCUUCACGCAGGGCGACCUGGGUGAGAGAAAGAUGAAGCUGAACACUGAGGUGCGUGAGAUCGGCCACCUCAACCGCAAGGGCUUCCACCUGGCCUUCCAGGACGUCGGCGCCUGCGUGGCCCUGGUGGCCGUGCGAGUGUACUACAAGCGCUGCCUUGCAACCGUCCAGAACCUGGCAGUGUUCCCCGACACGGUGGCCGAGGCGGCCUUCGCCACGCUGGUGGAGGUGCGCGGCAACUGCGUCAACAACUCUGAGGUUGACACAGACAGCCCUCCCAGGAUGCAUUGCAGCGCCGAGGGGGAAUGGCUGGUGCCCAUCGGGAAGUGCAGCUGCAGCGCCGGCUACGAGGAGGGACACAGCAGCUGUGAAGCGUGCCCCCCUGGCUCCUACAAGAUGUCCUCCAGGCAGCAGGAGUGCUUUCCCUGCCCUGCCAACAGUGUCGCGGAGGAGGAAGGCUCUGUGGUGUGUGUGUGUGAGGAGGACCACUUCAGGACCCCCCUGGACACGCCCUCAGCACCAUGCACAAGGCCCCCUUCACCACCGCGAGAUUUGGUCUACACCCUGAAGCAGUCCACGCUGAUCUUAGAGUGGGCCCCACCGUCCGACACAGGAGGCCGGGCUGAUCUGACCUACAGCGUGGGGUGCCGGAGGUGCGUCGGGAGGCAGUGCGAGCCGUGCGGGGCAAGUGUCGGCUUUGUGCCUCAGCAGGUGGGCCUGACGGAAAGAACGGUGACCGUGGUCAAUCUUCUCCCCAACACCAACUACACGUUCACUGUUGAAGCCUUGAACGGAGUGUCGGAGCUGCUUCCAAGCAAAAGAUUCUACACCCAGGUCAACGUGUCAACAAGCCUGCCGGCUCCAUCGCUGAUCAGUGAGCUGCGAGCAGAGAAGAUCGAGCAGAAGAGCAUCACCUUGGUGUGGAGGGAGCCGUCCUACCCGAACAGCAGCCGCACCGAAUAUGAAGUCAAAUACUACGAGAAGGAACAAAAGGAUCAGAGCUAUUCGACUGUGAAGACCGCCGCCACGCGGAUCAGUGUCAACAACCUCAAACCUGGCACCACAUACGUCUUCCUCAUCCGCCCUUUCUCCACGCCGGCCCCCUCCUCAUCCCUGUCCUCCCCCCCUCUCUCAUCCUCCUCGUCCUCUGCCUCCUCGUCCUCCUCUACUUCGUCCUCCUCUUCUUCAUUGUCCUCCUCUUCGUCUUCCUCCUCCUCCCCGCCGCCCAUCGACUACGGAGCGUACAGCGCUCCCCUGGAGCUGCAGACACUUGGCGAGUUGGCACUUGCGUCCAGCGAGCAGAGUCCAGUGGUGAUCAUCGUGGUCGUGUCCGUGGCCGCCCUGAUCAUGCUGCUCUCCAUGGGGGUCGGACUGCUGAUCUGGAGGAGACAAUGCGGCUACAGCAAAGCUUCUCAAGAGGGAGACGAGGAACUUUACUUCCAGUUUAAGAUCCCGACGCGGAGGACUUACAUUGACCCGGAGACCUGCGAGGACCUGCUGCAGGCCGUGCACGCCUUUGCUAAGGAGCUGGACAACUCGAGCAUCAAGAUAGAGAGAAUCGUGCACACAGGCGACUUCGGGGAGGUGUGUCGCGGCUGCCUCAAGCUGCCCAGUAAGAGAGAGCUGCCGGUGGCCAUAAAGACGUUAAGGGCCGGCUGCUCCGACAAACAGCGGCGCUCCUUUCUCAGCGAGGCCGGCAUCCUGGGCCAGUUUGACCACUCCAACAUCAUCCGGCUGGAGGGCGUCAUCACCACCGGUAACACCAUGAUGAUCAUAGUGGAGAGCAUGUCUAAUGGAUCCCUAGAUUCCUUCCUUAGGAAGCACGAGGGCCAGCUGAGUGUGAUGCAGCUGAUGGAUAUGCUGACUGGGGUGGCAUCAGGGAUGAAGUACCUCACUGAAAUGGGCUUCGUCCACAAACGGCUCGCCGCACACAAGGUGCUGGUUAACUCCAACCUGGGCUGCAAGGUGUCUGGCUUCAGACCUCUUCAGGAGGACAAGAUCGAGGCCAUCUACACCACACUGCACGGAGGCAAGAGUGUGGUGCUGUGGACCGCUCCGGAGGCCAUCCAGUACCACCGCUUCUCCUCGGCCUCAGAUGUCUGGAGCUUCGGCAUCGUCAUGUGGGAGGUCAUGUCCUAUGGAGAGAGACCCUACUGGGACAUGGGCAACCAGGAUGUGAUCAAGGCCAUCGAGGACGGUUUCAGGCUGCCGGCUCCGGUUAACUGCCCUCCACAUCUCCAUCAGCUGAUGCUGGACUGCUGGCAGAAGGAGAGGACGGAGAGGCCCACCUUCAGCCAGAUCCACUCGGCCCUCAGCAAGAGCAUUCGCUCCCCUGAUGGCAUCGGUUCCUCCACACUGGCACGCAGAACCCUGAGUUCAUCCAUCACGCUAGCAGAGAGGCCCCUCCCCUCCUUCCCAUCCUUUAACUCAGUGGGAGAGUGGCUGGACGCGGUGGACAUGGGCCGAUACAAGGACAACUUCACUGCAGCAGGAUACUGCUACCUGGAGUCUGUGGCACGAAUGACUGUACAAGAUGUACUGAGCCUCGGCAUCACUUCCCUUGAGCACCAGAAGCUGAUCCUGGCUGCCAUCCAGACCCUCAGAGCCCAGGUCAUCCAAAUGCACGGCCGCGGCGUGCAGGUCUGA